This is a messenger RNA of Trematosphaeria pertusa, 1106 nucleotides long. RefSeq lists its product as uncharacterized. The transcript is spliced from 2 exons. Bases 183 to 785 code for a protein of 200 amino acids. The record is from RefSeq and is a predicted model, not a curated record. Lineage: Eukaryota; Fungi; Ascomycota; Dothideomycetes; Pleosporales; Trematosphaeriaceae.
CUACCGGGAGGUAUAUUCCAGCUUCAAGGACAUCCCCAGGACCUCGACCGAACAGACCAGUCGUUCUGAAUAUAGAUCGCGUUUACUCGUCAUCACGGCGAGCAGAAUGGUUCACGAAGGACCGUUGUUGAAGUCACAGCGGGUAAACAGUGCCCUCAUUUCAGCAAAUUCAUGCGGGACAGAUGCUCCGUUCCGCAAACGGUCGUCACUACCCACGCUGCCACGGCGCGGUCCUCUCCAAAGCCAUGGGCCGCACCCCAAUACGCUCCACAAGAGGAAAUUUCGUCGACUGGUCAGAUUGCAAGCAAUAUAAUUAUAUUAGUUCCCCCGUCACACACGCAUCCUACUUUGCCCUACUUUUCCAUCGACUUGCAUAUACCCGAAAUGUUUCAUACCCUGCGAUUCUGCAAGCAGCAGCACUCUGCAUGAACACGAACGCAGGACAGGCACUGGACUUCAUCGACAGGGAAAUUUCCCGAACAAAACAUCAUCCCCAACUCAUCAUCACGGCGCUUUUCGCUCGCCGGCCUCCCCUAGCCGCCCAUCGCCGGCGACCCUGCUUUGCUCGUUCUCCUGAAGCACGAAUCUCACCUCACAGCAAGGUCGUCGGCCUCGGCCCCAGCGCCAACGCUCAGCAGCAAGCAUUAUUUACCGAGCGGACCCCUCAACAGGAACCCAAGCCCCUACUCCCGGGCUCUCCCUCCCCUGCUCAGUCCAACAACCGUCCAAUACAGCUUUACACAAGACACGAAGAAUUGCUUACCUGCAGGCCACGCGACGUCUGACACAACGCUUAUUGCAGCCAACGGCGUCGUCGAUCUUUCCGGGGCGCUCGUGUAUGCCGCGCACGCGUGGCUAGUACAAUACUUGCGGCGGCUUAACCUGCUCCAGGGCCCACGAUAACACCGACGUUAUAGACCGAUGUCCUGAUUCGGCGCGGGUGGGUUCGGAUGGGCAGCGGGUAUGGAGGAUGACGGCCGUGGGGGAAUGCAGUUCGGAUUCGCACACAGCUAUUCUUAGGGCAAGCUGCAGGUUUCCGAGACGGAUGAGCCUGCCCGGGUUUGCAGCGGAAGGUUCGGCGCGCGCGUGGUGUUGAGGCAGGCGAG